AGGGGGAGCUUUGCUGCCCGGCCCCCUCCCCCCUCCCCAAACCUUCCUGCCUCCUGACUGAAGACACCGCGCUUUUCUUGCAUCCUGUGUCGCUUCUAGGCUAACCACUCUCCCAAGCCUUGGGAAAAUGCUUUUCAAUAGGUAUCAGUGAUUACCAUGUCAGCCUCACUCAUCGUCGUCUCUCGCCUGUGGAGCACAGACUGAAGAAAUUUUUGAAGGAGAAAGACGGCGUUAGUUAGGUCAAGAUUUUUUUGUCAGUGAGCAUCUGUUCAUUUACAACCUACUGGAUGCUGGAAGUCUCACUCGCCUCUGGCAGCUGAAGAUGAGGUUACUAUGGAAACAGUUUUUGCUGCUAUCAAUCAUGGAGUAUCUUACAGAAUGUUUGGAUUAUAAAGCAUUCCAUGGGCCCAAGUGGCGCAUGGAGCCCAGUGAUUUGAUGGUGCCUGUGGGUUUACCUGAAGAAGAGGCCACGCUCACCUGUGAUGCUAAGGGCCUCCCUGCUCCUCAGUACAGGUGGUCACUGAACGGCACGCUAAUUGAUCUCCGGCCCGACCGACGCCGGCGGCUGUCUGGAGGAAACCUGGUCAUUAGGAGUCUGGACCGGGCGCAGGACGCUGGAAUUUACCAGUGCACCGCGUUCGGCCCUCUGGGAGCCAUUGUCAGCAGAAGAGCCAGCCUCCAGUUCGCAUACUUGAAUUUCAGAACCCAGGCGAGGAGUGCUGUGUCAGUUCGCGAGGGCCAGGGAGUAGUUUUACUAUGUGGUACUCCUACAGCUGCAGGAGACCUGUCAUUCGCCUGGGUGUUCAAUGAGUACCCGUACUUCGUCCAGCAAGACAGCAGACGUUUCGUCUCCCAGGAGACUGGCAACCUUUACAUCGCGAAGGUGGAGCCCUCAGACGUGGGGAACUACACCUGCGUGGUGGUGAACCGCAUCACGAAAGGCAAAGCCCUCAGCUCGCCCACACCUCUGGUAUUGAGGACAGACGGAGCGAUGGGCGAAUACGAACCCAAAAUAGAAGUUCAUUUUCCUGACACGGUGCCGGCUGCCAAGGGAUCCGUUGUGACACUGGAGUGCUUCGCUUUGGGCAACCCAGUUCCUGAGAUUACAUGGAGGAGGGCGAAUGGAGUUCCAUUCCCCAGCAAGGUCAAGAUGAAAAACUCAAAUGUGGUGCUAGAGAUCCCCAGUUUCCAACAGGAGGACGCAGGGGGCUACGAGUGUGUAGCGGAGAAUAAAAUGGGCAAGAACACAGUUAGAGGAAGACUCUCCUUCCAUGCCAAACCCCAGUGGGUGCAGACCAUGCGGGAUAGUGCCUUGUCGAUCGAGGAGAGGCUGUUUUGGGAGUGCAAAGCCAAUGGAAAGCCAAAGCCUUCAUACAGCUGGCUGAAGAACGGAGAGCAGCUCGUCGCAGAGGGCAGGAUGCAGAUAGAGAACGGCGCCCUGACCAUAGCCCCUGUCAACCUAUCAGAUGCGGGCAUGUACCAGUGCGUGGCUGAGAACAAGCACGGUAUCAUUUACUUCAGCGCUGAGCUGGUGGUGCUGGCCUCGCCGCCGGACUUUUCCAGGAGCUCUCUGCGGCCAAUGCUCAAAGCCAAGGCUGGCAGCGCCGUAAGUAUGGUGUGCAGGCCCCUGGCUUAUCCUGCCGCCGUCAGCUCUUGGAGGAAAGGCAACGAACCACUACAAAGCACAGAGAGGAUAAGCCUUCUCCCUGACGGGACGCUGAGGCUCAUAAACGUGACCAAAGCGGACGGGGGGAGCUACACUUGCCUGGCCAGGAAUAGGUUCGGGACGGCGAGCACCACUGGAAGACUGCUGGUCACGGAUCCCACGCGGAUCACGCAGGGCCCGGUGGACAUGGAGAUCAUAGUGGGUGAGAGCAUCGUGCUGCCCUGCCAGAUCGCCUGUGACCCCGCUCUGGAUGCGUCCUUCUCCUGGGCCUUCAACGGGCAGCUGCUCACCAAACUGGAACCGCACUACGAACACGUCGGUGGGAAUGCAGCUGGAGACUUAAUGAUUCGAAACAUCCAGCUGAGGCAUGCUGGGAAAUAUGUGUGUGUUGUCGACACCGAUGUGGAGAGUUUGUCUGCCGCCGCCAUUUUGAUUGUAAAAGGUCCCCCCGGACCUCCGGAUGGCGUCACGGUGGAGGAGAUCACGGACAGCACGGCGCAGCUCAGCUGGAGGCCGGGUCAGGACAACGGCAGCCCCACUGUGAGCUACAUCAUCCAGACCAAAACGCCGUUCACCGUGGGAUGGCAGGCAGUGAACACAGUGCCCGAGGUGAUCGACGGGAACACGCUGACAGCCACGGUGGUGGACCUAAACGCGUGGGUGGAGUACGAGUUCCGCGUGCUGGCCAGGAACAGCGUCGGCGUCGGAGAGCCGAGUCCGGCCUCGCUCAAGAGUAGGACAGAGGAUGCAGUCCCUGAUACGGCACCGGCUAAUGUCGGAGGUGGGGGCGGCUCCAAGUCAGAGUUGGUAAUAACAUGGGAGCCUGUGCCCGAGGAGCUGCAGAACGGCGACGGCUUCGGCUACAUCAUCGCCCUGCGCGCCGUCAGCGAGCUGUCGUGGACACACGCCGUGACGUCUGCGCCGGGCCGCUACGUCUACCGCAACGACAGCAUCGCCCCCUUCAGCCCUUUCCACGUCAAGGUGGGCGCCUACAACGCCAAGGGCCAGGGACCAUUCAGCACCGUCGCCACCGUCUUCUCGGCCGAGGAGGAGCCCAGCGGAGUGCCCGGGGGCUUGUGGGCCCGGAGCAUCUCCGCCUUGGAAUUCGAAGUUGGCUGGCAGAUGAUCUCCGACUCUCCUGAAAGAAUCUUGGGCUACGAGGUCGCGUACUGGGAGGACGACACCAAGCCUGAGACCAUGGGGAAGGUCCGAGUGUCUGCCGGCCAGUACACGGUGAACAUCAGCGGCCUCAAAGGGAACACGCAGUAUUCCUUAACCGUGAGCGCCUUCAACACGGCAGGCACUGGCCCACGCACCCCCACCAUCAACGUCACGACCAAGAAGUCCCCACCCGGACAAUCACCUCUGAAUGUGGAAUGGAACCUGAUUGGCUCGAAGUUGACCAUGCACUGGGAUCCUGUUGUCACCAUGGAGAUGGAAUCAGAGGUCACUGGGUAUCAAGUGUCUUACCGGAGGAACAGGCACAGUGAGUUCAACACGGUGACCACUAACCUCACCUCCGUGGAGAUCGUCCUCCCCGCCGCCGACGACUACAUCAUCCAGAUCUGCGCUCUAAGUGAAGGCGGAAAGGGCACGCCCACCGAGCCCCUCAACAUUCACAAACUGAGUAUGAGCGUGCGAGGGUCACGAGCGUGGCGGCCGACUGCCAUCCCCUUCUCCUUGCUCUUAAUCAUCAUCAUCAUCAUCAUCGCGAUAACCACCACCAGGCCGGCUUUGUGAAGGCAACCCUUAGGACCUGAUCUUGCUCGUCCUCGAUCGCUCCCGCUCGUCCGGACGUCCGUCGGAAGCGUCCUGACACGAGGUUGUCAUUCCCAAACGUCCACGUGUCACCCGAGCCGAGAUCCGGCCAAACCAUUCCAAGAAACUGACAGGAAAAUGACAGGCCCUAGGAAUUACUGGAUUUCGUGUGCAUGUUACGUACAGUGUAUCAUUGUCUCACAGCAAGCAAUGAAAGCCUGAGCAGGUUGGGAUUAUGCUCCUCUUGCUGUAUGGGGAUGUCAUGACUAGUGUGCACUACUUUCCCACAGGUCUGCGUGACCCUUGAGGAGAACAAGAUGCCUUACUUCCAUGCACAUGCCAAAGCAGUCGAUGCCCUUCUUAUGUCCUCCUCUUCCUGUUGCUAAGCUACCGUUUGUCUAAAUGUUUGCUUUUUAUUCCUUUUGAUAUGAAAUCUUGAUGUUAUUCAGUGGUUUUGUAGAGUAUUAUUACAUAUCAUUGGUGUACAGCAGCUCUGGGUUCCUCGUUUAAGAUGAUCUGUCAUUGUGCCUUCUGUAGAUACAUAUUUGUUUUUCUUACAUUAUCAAAUCUCCACUGCCUAUGACUGCUGGAGCUUUUCAUUGUCACUGGAGCAGAUUUGUCAUAGUGCUGUGAAAUAUGAUGCCCAUUUGACCUGGGUUAGCAUCUGCAGAGGUUAUAGUUAUGCAUCAUGAACUAUGUAAUUGGGUUGUCAACAUGUGCAAAUAUUGCGCACAACCUUUUUUGUAUCUGCUGGCUUACAAUUGAGCAUUAACUUAUAAUGUGUCAUGUCUUUUGAUGACACUGGAAUAUCAUUAUGAGCUGCUGAUAAGAUAUCGUUCAAAGCUAGUACACAUUUUAGGAAACAAUUUUUGAGAGGCUGCCUUUCAGAAAGCAGAACUUUCCUACAGAUAGUGAACAUUGACAUUUUUCUGUCUUCCUGGGGAAAAUGUUCAGAGGUUGUCCUUCUAAGCUAAGAUAGUUUUCUGUGAGGACUUGUGCAUGUUCCUGAAGUCUCUGGAGAAAGUUGGCUAUCUAUCUAAGCCAGCGUCACUGAGCAUUGUACCCCUGAAAAGUUUUAUGUCUGUGCUGGAGAGACCCACUCACUUUGGCCUGUCAAAUCAGUGCAGAAUGCUUACACAACUAUGUACACGUUAUCUACGUACACAUUAGUUUCAAAAAUGACUGCUGAGUUCCAGCAUGAGAUUUAAAGGAAUAGUUACCCCACCAGGAAUAGUUAAAGGAAUAGUCACUUCACUUACCCAAAUGUGGUAGAUUAGCCAAGACAUUUGGUGAUUGACAGGAAUCUUCAAUGCACACCCAAAUCUUUAUAUAUUAGCCUUAAACAACAUAGUUUAACUAGGUAAUCUUAUUUUUAAACAAAUGAUUUUGUGAAAUACCAGGGACACAAAUUCAACAAAGUGAUUCUGACUAUCCAAGACGGCUGUCCCCUUUACCUGACUGCUUUCAGCAACGUGGUAAAGUUGAGUUUAUUUUUAUAGAUAACAAUAAAUUAUAUUGUGUCCUAAACCACAUGGGUAAUUCUGCAUGACAUUACUUAAGAACUAGACAGUGUUUAAGGAAAAACAUUUAUAUGUGUUAUAUUAUUUAGAGUUUGGAGUUUAUGGAUUUUUGGUGAAACAGUUCCAUUACUUGUUAGCUACAACAUCCUCGUAACUGAAGAAGAAAACUUUGGACACCAAACAUCUUGGCUGACAGACUGCAUUUGGGGAAUGGGGGAAAUGGCUAAAUUGGAUUCUUUGCCAAAGUAUUCCUUUAAAUAUAGGACAUAAGAGUAGGUUCCAUUUCUUCUCUUCAAAUUAUGGCCCUAGUGCUGUGUUCAACAUGAAAGGAGAUAAAGAUUACCCACAUCCAGCUGGCAGAACUCGAAGAGCCGAUGACCUAGAAGCACAUAAACUGAAGGUCACUUGCGUUAUCUUUUGAUGAAUGCAAUGUCUAAUCCACGCUGUGAUUCGGAAGCCAUUAAAACGUACUAAUGCAUUAUGGCACACCCCGCUAGGUGUGUUUGACUGAGCGGGCAGUGGAAUAAUGGGUAUCGGGGCAGUGAAGAAAAGAUGGAUGCGAGACAUACAGCUCAUUCAGCCGUACCCACGCAGUCCGGACAGGACAGAUGACGGAGAUGUUUGGCUCCCAUCCCACCCUGUGACCCCUCGUCUUUCACCUGUUGCUGCGCCUAUCAUUUUCUCGCAACAACUGUGGGACGGCCGCGUGACAGAAAGCCACGGCACCUUUUGUUAGACGGUGAAUAUUUUAGUGUUCUCCAAAGCUCUGGGUCACGCCAAGCAACACAUUCCUCAGCUCCUGCUGCUUUCAGCCUUUAUUAGCAAUUUCCAAGUUGAAAGGAAAUUGGCACAAAUGGGAGAGCAGGUACCGAAGACCUCCCUCACCUUUCCUGCGUCGGAAAGAGAAAUGCUGAUCCCACAUGCUUGCCGUACAAUAGAGACAUCCUGUUCUGUUAAGACAGUCCAGACCUCUCAUCUCUAGGGUUUGGAAUCAUCGUGUAGUUUUGAUUCAGCUUCUGAUUACUGCAACCAACGUUAUAGGCGCCUGGAGUCGGUUAUGUGUUGCGUGCCUGGUUCUGAGUUUCCAGAGUAGGGUUUUUUGUUUUUUUGUUUGUUUGUUUUUUUUUCUCUUCAGUUUUCUGCCAAUUAGCCUAACAAGCCCUUACUGUGGUGAAUUGGUUGUGUAGGAAUAUGGAAAAAUGAAAGCUGGGGAGGGGGGCAAAAACUGAAUUGGGAGGGACUGCUGUAACAGUGCCUGUCACUGCCGUAUAUGAUGUGGUCCAACGGAAAAGAGGACCGAGCUCCUUUGUUGUUGUGAAAGUACUGUUGUGUUUUUGAAGCUUGUUUUGCUUUUUGAAAUUCGAUGACUGUACCAGCCUUUUAUGUUUCAUGGCCUCUUUUUUUUUUAAUUUCAUAAGGUCACAUGUUUGUAAAGGAAAGGUUCACCUGAAAAGAAACGGUAAUGAAGAUUAAUUUCAUGGAAAUUGUCAAGAACAGAAUGUGCUGAAUUUGUGAUGUUUUUGUUUGUUUUACUCUCCUGAUGUUGGCAUGUGUUUUUGUCUCUGACCUGUCAGCUGGGUGCACCUUUCUCAUGUCUGAUUUGACCUACUCUGUUGAUACUGCUGUAUUCUUUAGAAAGUUUUUAAUCUCCGUGAGAUGAGAUGUUUGAACAGAAUGUUAUUUUCAUAUUGAAAAGCAAUUCUCUCAUCCUGUACAGUAAAGCAGUGCAUGUUUCUAAUUA
Electrophorus electricus (electric eel) is the source of this 6685-nucleotide messenger RNA. It is a transcript of the gene cntn3a.2, whose product is annotated as contactin 3a, tandem duplicate 2. The record is from RefSeq and is a predicted model, not a curated record. Gene Ontology annotation, cellular component: axon; plasma membrane. Gene Ontology annotation, molecular function: cell-cell adhesion mediator activity. Lineage: Eukaryota; Metazoa; Chordata; Actinopteri; Gymnotiformes; Gymnotidae. Gene Ontology annotation, biological process: brain development; axon guidance; cell-cell adhesion.